CCCGAAGAAAUGCUCGUCCCCAACUUCAAUUGUACUGAGCAUUACAUGUUUUGCAAAGCUUUUGUUCUCCUCUCGAUUCGAAACCCCUUCCCCCCUCGUCAGCUUUGCGCCUCCCGCUUGACCUCAGCCUCUCAGGGCUUGCUAGCUCGCAUCGCCGUAGAUCCUGAUCGUCCUUAAUUACCCCGCAGUUUUCGUCACCUGGAAGCCUAGCACAACACCUCUUCAGGACGAGUUUCCUCUUCGAUUCUGGAGUUAAGGAAAGAAAAGGAAGAAAGCAGCCACCAACCCCAACCCCAACCCACCAACAUGUCCAAACCAAUCCCCAUCGUGGACUCCCACAUCCACCUAUUCCCCGCAUCCCACCUGCCGACCUUGGCCUGGCACGGGCCCCAGAACCCGCUGGGCGCGCAGCACUCGGUCGACGAGUACCGCCAGGCGACGACGGCCGCGACCACAAGUACGCCGAGCGCCGCGGGCGCCGCGGGCGCCGCGCCCUCCUAUCUCCGGGGCUUCAUCUUCCUAGAGACCGACCGCAUCUCCUCGGUCGAGGAGGAGUCCGAAAAGCUCGGCUGGUCGCAUCCGCUGGACGAGGUGUCCCUUCUGACGCGGAUCAUCACGGGAACCCCCGUGCCCGGGGAGGGCCAUGCGGAGGCGGAUCGCCAGCUGUGUCUCGGGAUGGUGCCGUGGGCGCCGGUGCCGGGGGGUGCGGCGGUCUUGGAGAGGUAUAUGGGGCUGGUGCGGGAGCGGACCGGGGAGGAUGUCUACCGCAAAGUCUGCGGGGUGCGGUAUCUGGUUCAGGAUAAGCCGAAGGGGGUGAUGGGGCAGGCUGGGUUCGUGGAGGGGCUGCGUUGGCUGGGGAGGCAGGGGCUGGCGUUCGAUCUGGGGGUGGAUGCGAGGCAGGGCGGCAUGUGGCAGUUGAGGGAGGCGGCGGAGAUGUUAAGGGGGGUUUUUGAUGACCGGGUGGAGGAGGGAUCGCGGGUGAAGGUCGUUAUCAACCACCUGUGUAAACCGAAUCUCCGGCUGCCGUAUCAUGGCCCGGCUUCUGUGGCCACUCAUCCGGAUUUCUUGGAGUGGUCGUCCUUGAUCAUGGCCAUGGCCCAGUAUCCCUCGACCUUUAUGAAGCUUUCCGGCGGAUUCUCGGAGCUGCUGCCGCUGGAGGAGGGGUCGGAGCCCGAUGUCAAGGCGCUGGUGGACCGGAUGCAGCCGUGGACGGAUGUCGUGUUCGAUGUCUUCGGGCCGCAGAGAGUCAUGUUUGGGUCGGAUUGGCCGGUGUGCAAUGUCGGUGGCGGAGGCAAUGCGGUGUCGUGGGGCCGGUGGAGGAGGGUCGUCGACGAGAUCUUGGACCGCAGAGGCUUGUCCCAGGCGGAAAGGGAAGGGGUUUGGGGCGGUGUUGCCGUUCAGGCUUACGGCGUGGAGGUUUGAGUCUUUAUGAAUGUUUACACUUAGGCUUCCAUUCAUA
This is a messenger RNA of Aspergillus japonicus CBS 114.51, 1459 nucleotides long. RefSeq lists its product as uncharacterized. The coding region runs from base 307 to 1422 and encodes 371 amino acids. The transcript has 2 exons. Lineage: Eukaryota; Fungi; Ascomycota; Eurotiomycetes; Eurotiales; Aspergillaceae. Gene Ontology annotation, molecular function: hydrolase activity. The record is from RefSeq and is a predicted model, not a curated record.